AUGAACACCAUCCGCAAUCAAGAACCAUCUCAAGAUCCUGCUGAAUUCACUUAUCCGUCCACAUACAUAAAGAACACGCGACAUCGCUCAAAGUCGACAUCCCAAUCUCCUCCCGGACGUAACGCGACGAACCCUAUACCUACCGGAAACAUAAGUACUGCCGACGAUCAGAACUCGACCACCACUAGCAGCUACAACGACCACCACCAGCAACACGGCAACGGUCCGCUUGGAAUUCAAUCCCUCCUGACACCGAAUCCGAAUCUGGGCGAGAAAAGGAUGGACGAUCAGCAAUCCCGACCGGUCAGGGGUGGGAGCGAGGAAAGGGGACGAGAAAGAGAACGAGCUGGUGCCGACGAGAAUGUCGGAAAUGCGAACGGGUCGGCUCAGUCUACAGAGGGCAGACUGGGCACAAGUCCGUACGAAAGGCACGGGCAAGGGCAUACGGAGAUGGGUCCUCCUGCGGGAUAUGCAGGUGACGCCAGCAACAAAGACAGCAAUGGCAAUGGCAACAACGGCACUGGUAGCUCGACAGCCGCUGAACAUCAACGACCUGUCGAGGGUGCGCCUUCUCGAGCCUGGGACGACGUGAUCGACGACGCUAUCGAUCCGAUCCUCCGUGCGGCGCUGGACGAGAGAAGCAAGGAACACGCCGCCGCUUAUCCUUGGGAUCAGGGACAGGCUCGAGCUGAAGGACAAGGGCAAGCGCAGCAACGUCCCGAGGCUAUGGGCAUCAACAGCCUCAUGGACGCCGAGAAACAGUCACAGACGCAAGCGGACCCGAGGGGUGCCGUCGCCUCGAACCAAAAUCAAUCGAGGAGGCAGGAAGAUCCUCGGAGAGGGGGGUCUUACCCAUCUCAAGGGCAGGGUCAGGGCCAAGGGUCGUCAUUCUUUCCUAGACCGAACGAUGGACCGGGCUCGAAUGGGAACGGAAAUACGCCAGGGUCAUUGGAAGACGAGUAUCGUAGACGAGAGUCGCAAUCGUAUGCCAUGCAGCAACAGUUGCAGCAGCAGCACUAUCAACAACAAAACCAGCAACAAUCCGGCACUUCCUCUCAAGGCCAAGGUCCUCCUCGCCCCGAAGUCUUGCGUAACGCUCCUCCUUCUCUCUCGCUAAACCAUCCCCUCAAUUCUGCCCGGUCUACCAACACGACCUCGGAAUCCGACGUCCGUGCCAUCGGCAUCCAGUCUCCUCGCGACGCUUAUAACAGGAAUCAAAUUCAGAAUCAAGACCAUCUAGGGUCUGGGUCCGGGUCUGGGUCUUUGAACGUCAACGUCCCGAACGGGUAUCAAGAGUUGCUGAACAGGGGAGCUGGGAGGUUUGGUACGGUUGCCGAGCAGGCGGCUUAUAGGGCUGGAUUUGAAGAGGCUUGGGAGUAUCGCAGCAAGUAUAUGGAGGAUGAGCGAGCUAGACGAGUUUCGUUGAACAUGUCCACGGUACCACCGACCAGUUCGCUUCGCACGACUGACAACAACCCGGGUCCUUCGCCUGCCAAGGACGACCGAGUCGACCUCCCGAGUUCGCGGACCGUAGGGGAAUAUGCCGGGUACGACGGGUGGGAGAGGGACUCGCGAGACUACGCUCGGAACGGAGAGUGGUCGGCAGGUCAAGACAGGUCUUAUCAGAUUCCUGGUACAGUCCCGGCCGCUCCCAAUGACGGCUAUCAAUCUGGCUACAUGACCUUGGGAGCGUCCCAAGGAGCCGGUUACAACUCUUUCCGAUCCGAGCCAUCGCCCAUGGCCGGUUACAGCGGUCACGCCGACGGCAGGCAGGAUCGAUCGUCCGAGAGCAUGACCCCGAACAGCAAGAACCGCAAACCACGGGCCGGAGACCGUCAAGCCAUCUCGUGUAACAUGUGUCGUCAGCGCAAGUCCAAGUGCGAUGGGAACCCGCCUUACCCUUGCGGACCUUGCAGCAAGAAGGGCACCGAGGACCAGUGCAUGUACGCGACAUUUGUCCGACGACGAGGUCCUGCCAAGAAAAAGGAACACGGCUCGGGCCAAGGGUCCAACUCGCCUCCGCAUGAGGGGUCGUACGGGAUGGAUGGGUUGCAGCGGGGCAAUUCGGGUUCGGCCCGCAAGUAUGAUGAACAGGGUGGGAGGGAGGACCCCAAGCGGGUAAAGAACUGAAAAGAUGAUGCGACGCUUUCGCCCAAUGUAAUACGCUAUGUAAAACAAGGACCGUUAUCGCUGUAUGGGAUCGAUCAUUCGCGAUUCAAAGGCGGAGAAAGGCAGGAAGCGCCUACAAGAACGAGGUCGUCGAUUUGGUAACGCUGGUAGAGCGCAAACUUCAACACGGACUACCCUUACUGCGGCAGCGGGGCUAGACGGGAUACAACACUUUCAGACAAGGACGGGUGCAGGGAUCGGUUUCAAGUUCCUCUGAACGACUAGUCGCAUCUGGACCCAACCAAAUCCCCCAUACAGGAAGUCAAUCAGUGGGAUACCAGCAAACAUUGAGGGUGUUAGGAGCUUAAGAAUGG
Filobasidium floriforme is the source of this 2483-nucleotide messenger RNA. RefSeq lists its product as uncharacterized. The record is from RefSeq and is a predicted model, not a curated record. Bases 1 to 2130 code for a protein of 709 amino acids. The transcript has 4 exons. Lineage: Eukaryota; Fungi; Basidiomycota; Tremellomycetes; Filobasidiales; Filobasidiaceae. Gene Ontology annotation, biological process: regulation of DNA-templated transcription. Gene Ontology annotation, molecular function: DNA-binding transcription factor activity, RNA polymerase II-specific; zinc ion binding.